Molecule: messenger RNA, 891 nt
Organism: Entamoeba invadens IP1
Lineage: Eukaryota; Evosea; Mastigamoebida; Endamoebidae
Product: Erythronate-4-phosphate dehydrogenase, putative
Exons: 1
Coding region: 1-891 (296 amino acids)
Molecular function (GO): NAD binding; phosphoglycerate dehydrogenase activity
Source: RefSeq, a predicted model, not a curated record
AUGAAAAUCCUCAUUGCCACCGAGAAAGCAUUUGCCCCAAUAGCCGUUAAAGGUAUUCGUGAGAUAGUAGAGAAGGCUGGCCAUGAGCUUGUGUUGCUUGAAAACUACAAGAAGCCUGAGGAGUUAUUAGAAGCCAUUAAAGAAGUCGAGGCUGUGAUCAUUCGUUCAGACAAAGUGACUCCAGCUGUUGUUGAAGCUGGAAAGAAGCUUAAAAUAGUAGUGAGAGCUGGUGCUGGAUAUGACAAUGUCGACUUACCAGCUUGCACCAAAGCCGGUAUAGUAGUCAUGAACACACCAGGUCAGAAUUCAAAUGCAGUUGCUGAACUUGCUAUUGGUAUGAUGAUCUAUGCGUUCAGAAAUAUGUUCCAACCCGGUACUGGUAUUGAAUUAAGAGGAAAGACUCUUGGUCUUGCUGCGUGUGGUAAUGUCGGACAAUGUGUGAAGAAAAUUUCCGAAGGUUUUGGGAUGCAAGUUGCUAUUUAUGAUCCAUAUUUGAAGAUGGAAGGAAAAGUCGAGAAACUUGAGGACCUCUUUGCUCAAAACCAAAUUGUUUCCCUCCACAUGCCAUCUACUAAAGAAACAAAAGGACUUAUUGGGUACGAUUUGGUGAUGAAAAUGCCAAAGAAUGGACUUUUGGUCAACACGGCCCGAAAGGAAAUUAUUAAUGAAGAAGAAGUUAUUAAAGCUAUGAAAGAGAGAAAGGACUUGAAAUAUGUCACUGAUAUCGCCCCAGCUAGCAAAGAGUUCGAGGAGUUUAAGGGAAGAUACUUCACUACUCCGAGAAAGAUGGGAGCAGAAACUGAAGAGGCUAAUGUCAAUUCUGGUUUGGCUGCUGCAAGACAAAUCGUUGCGUUCUUCGCCACCGGUGAUAUUAAGUUUAAAGUCAAUUAA